Miscanthus lutarioriparius is the source of this 693-nucleotide messenger RNA. The record is from the annotation of a GenBank genome assembly. NCBI's taxonomy places the organism in Eukaryota, Viridiplantae, Streptophyta, Magnoliopsida, Poales, Poaceae.
AUGGUUGUCGUAUCCAAGCAUCUCGGUGGCUGGGAGACUUCGACCUUUGGCAGUGUUAUAAGAGAGCUAAAGGGUUUGAAAGAGGGUUUGGAGUGGCUUCGUUCUGAUUCUCAUAGGUUGGGUCCAUCCCACAAAGUGAUAAAGAUCGCAGAUAGAAUUGUGGAGCUAAAUCAUCGCGAGGAGGUAAUGUGGAAACAAUGUUCUCGUGUCACUUGGCUUACUGAGGGAGAUUGGAAUACCCAUUUCUUCCACCUUCGGUCAUCUCAACGAAGGUGGAGGAACAAGAUUUCCAAAUUAAAGAUGGUGGAUGGAAGUUUUACUAAAGACGAAGCGGUGAUGGCUUCCAUGACUACAGAGUUUUAUCGGUCCUUAUACACGGCAGAGGGGACAGCGGACACUGAUCAGCUGCUGGACACGGUGCCGACCAAAGUGACCGGGGAAAUGAAUGAUAUGCUAUUAAAGCUGAUUGGUCUAGAAGAAGUGAAGAAUGCCUGGUGCCAAAUGUUUUCGACUAAAGCUCCUAGCCCGAACAGCUUUCCAGCACAUUUUUUUCAGAAGCAUUGGGACCUUUGUGGCAUUGAGGUCACAACUGUGGUGUUGCGAGUGUUGCUUGGAGUUGAUGAUCCUGGAAAGCUCAAUAAUAUGAAUAUUGUCCUAAUACCAAAAGUGGAGAAUCCUAAUGAGCUAGGAUAG